Molecule: messenger RNA, 813 nt
Organism: Durusdinium trenchii
Lineage: Eukaryota; Dinophyceae; Suessiales; Symbiodiniaceae
Source: the annotation of a GenBank genome assembly
GUUGACCGUUUGGAGAGCAAAACACAAGACAUCGGACCCGAUCCCAAACCGCCGCCUGGAUCCCAUGGAGGGCGUGAUGGGGGCGCCGUCCAAACGGCCGCGGGUGCAGCCUAGUACCUGGCCUCAGGCCUCGGCAGCCUCCGCGGCCGCCGCCAAGCCGAGGCACCUGCCAUCGAUGGCGCCGGAGGUGGCCGAGGCGCGAGAGAGAGACUCACAGGCGGGUGAGCGAGCCAGAAUCCAGCAUCGCCCACGGAAAGCCACUCAAGGUCGAGCCGGAGGAUGGGCCUAAAGGGCCUAAAGAGGAGCACGAGGCCGAGGAGCCCCAGGAGAGCGUGGUGCUGGCGCGGGUGCGGCAGCAACUGAUGGAAACCGAGGCUGCCUUAGCUGCCUUGGAGCAGGAGGGCCUUCAGGAGCCGAAUGAGCCAGUGGAAGCGCGGGCUUUCGCAGAGGGAAAGAAGGAGAUGCCUGACGAUGAGGAGGAGCCAUGGGAGAGGUGGGACGAGAUGCCCAUUCCGGAGGCUGCUGAGAUGGAUGAUCGGCCCAAGGUGCCCAGCCCCAAGGUGCGUUGGCCCAAGGAGCCCGGGCAGGCCUGGCCGCUGCCUGCGUCUUGUGCUGUCGGCGUCUUGUCGAAAGCCUUGCUGCGGCCUCUGCCGCUGAGCGCUAGGGUACCAGAGUUCAACUCGGUGGGUGUCGGCACUUUCUGAAGCGAUCGGUCCCCACGAUGCAGCGUGCGGGUGCCACGUUGCGUCGCGUAGGGGAACAGCUGCCCCAAAAUGGGGAACUGACCUUAGUUGAGUAUGAUUUCUGGUUGGC